CUACCAAAAGGAAUUUUGAACAAGUAAACCCUAGUUGAUAUCGUGCUAAGCUCUUAAGCGAAGAUACAGGUCAAAAUCGCGGCAAAGCAUCGGUGGCUCGAGUGACCCAAUCCACUCCACCAAACUUCUUUGGGAAUCCCAAAGGUUGCUACUUUACUCCUCAAAUGAUUCGCAAGCUCUGUUCUUCAUUCUCUCGCUCCAUCAUCUUCCCCAACAAACCCAUCUUCAUCCCCCGCUCUUUUCCUCAACCACUCCGUCACUCUUCUGCUCUCUCGUACUCCUCCUUGAAAAUGACCGAUACCCAUAUCCCAGGAAACCCUAAUUCGUCCCCUAUCCAAUCUCCCACCAAACCCGAGUCGCUUCGUUCCCUCGAAUUUCAAUUGGGUUCUUCUUUCACCGCCGAUCCAAUCAUCCCGCCGCCGAAUCAGAUCGUCAUCGUUAUUAGCGGUCCAAGCGGAGUUGGUAAAGACGCAGUGAUCAACAAGCUUCGUGAGGUUCGUGAAGGUCUUCAUUUUGUUGUUACCGCCACUAGUCGUCCGAUGCGACCUGGUGAAGUUGAUGGUAAAGACUAUUUCUUUGUCUCGAGAGAUCAGUUCUUGUCAAUGGUGGAGAACGAAGAGCUUCUUGAAUACGCACUUGUUUAUGGAGAAUACAAAGGGAUUCCAAAGAAGCAGAUUCAGGAAUUUAUGGCCAAAGGGGAAGACAUUGUUCUUAGAGUUGAUAUUCAAGGAGCUCAGACGUUAAGGAGGAUACUUGGUAACUCUGCUGUGUUUAUAUUCCUUGUGGCGGAGAGUGAGCUUGCUAUGGUGGAGAGGUUGAUUGAUCGGAAGACGGAGAGUCAAGAGGAGUUGCUUGUUAGAGUUGCUACGGCGAGAGAAGAGGUUAGGCAUCUAAAGAACUUUGAUUACGUUGUGGUGAAUGCCAAAGGGAGGCUUGAUGAUGCGGUUAACCGCGUGGAAUCGAUUAUCGAUGCUGAGAAAUCUAAAGUUCAUCAAAGGAUUGUCAGGAUUUGAUGUGCAGAGAUGCCAUUGUCUGUAACAACAUAUUGGCUUGCUGUCUCCAGACACGGAUCCAUCGAAGACCGAGACAAUUUUAUUAUCGGUAUGUGCGGCAACCCAUUCCAACCAAAGAUUUAGAUGAAUCCUGGCCCCUGACUACAGAGAACCCUUUUGAUUAAGCAUCGUAUCUUUAUACAUAGCUACAUGGAUUAUGUUAUCAUCAUACAGUAUGUGAUUCAUACUCGCAUUUUGAAUUUUGUUACUUUAUAAAUGUUUAUGGAGCAUUGUUCAUAAUAAUUUAAGUAUCAUCUAACUUUUCAAGAUGGCGGCUGAGUUCCAACAAUCUCGGAACAUGUUUAUUGUAUCCAAUUUCUAAAACCAGUAAGUAAAUUGAUAUGGUGAUAAUGAUGUUGACCCAAAUAUAAGCCUUACUGCCUUAGAGCUUGAC
Messenger RNA from Arabidopsis thaliana (thale cress), 1446 nucleotides. RefSeq names its product P-loop containing nucleoside triphosphate hydrolases superfamily protein. NCBI's taxonomy places the organism in Eukaryota, Viridiplantae, Streptophyta, Magnoliopsida, Brassicales, Brassicaceae. Gene Ontology annotation, cellular component: chloroplast. The record is from RefSeq and is marked reviewed. Gene Ontology annotation, biological process: purine nucleotide metabolic process; GMP metabolic process. Bases 165 to 1013 code for a protein of 282 amino acids. Gene Ontology annotation, molecular function: GMP kinase activity. The transcript is spliced from 2 exons.